Messenger RNA from Pan troglodytes (chimpanzee), 1392 nucleotides. RefSeq names its product transmembrane serine protease 12 (gene TMPRSS12). Gene Ontology annotation, biological process: proteolysis. The transcript has 5 exons. Lineage: Eukaryota; Metazoa; Chordata; Mammalia; Primates; Hominidae. The record is from RefSeq and is a predicted model, not a curated record. The coding region runs from base 318 to 1364 and encodes 348 amino acids. Gene Ontology annotation, molecular function: serine-type endopeptidase activity.
ACGGAGCAGGAGAGAAGUGUCAGUGGAUGGAAAAUUACUAAGAGGUAGCAUCAGGAGUAAUGGCAUUCCGGCUAACCGACCUAACAGGAUUCUUGCUGGACAGGCCAGGGUGAUCAGACAUCACCUGGGGGAUAGUGGUGGAUGAGGAAGCCGAUCAGACCUUGAGGGUGAGGGGUUCUUUCUAAACUGACCUACCUACUCCUCGCCCGCCUCCCACACCUCCGGGCCUCACUCGCGCCUCCCCGCCAGGCCGUGCGCCCCGCGUGCCCAGGGCGGGUGGGAAGUACCUGCCGCCAUCUUGCUCACCAGCCUCCAAAAUGCGGCUGGGGCUCCUGAGCGUGGCGCUGUUGUUUGUGGGGAGCUCUCACUCAUACUCAGACCACUACUCGCCCUCUGGAAGGCACAGGCUCGGCCCCUCGCCGGAACCGGCGGCUAGUUCCCAGCAGGCUGAGGCCGUCCGCAAGAGGCUCGGGCGGCGGAGGGAGGGAGGGGCGCAUGCAAAGGAUUGUGGAACAGCACCGCUUAAGGAUGUGUUGCAAGGGUCUCGGAUUAUAGGGGGCACCGAAGCACAAGCUGGCGCAUGGCCGUGGGUGGUGAGCCUGCAGAUUAAAUAUGGCCGUGUUCUUGUUCAUGUAUGUGGGGGAGCCCUAGUGAGAGAAAGGUGGGUCCUCACAGCUGCCCACUGCACUAAAGACGCUAGCGAUCCUUUAAUGUGGACAGCUGUGAUUGGAACUAAUAAUAUACAUGGACACUAUCCUCAUACCAAGAAGAUAAAAAUUAAAGCAAUCAUUAUUCAUCCAAACUUCAUUUUGGAAUCUUAUGUAAAUGAUAUUGCACUUUUUCACUUAAAAAAAGCAGUGAGGUAUAAUGACUAUAUUCAGCCUAUUUGCCUACCUUUUGAUGUUUUCCAAAUCCUGGACGGAAACACAAAGUGUUUUAUAAGUGGCUGGGGAAGAACAAAAGAAGAAGGUAAUGCUACAAAUAUUUUACAAGACGCAGAAGUGCAUUAUAUUUCUCGAGAGAUGUGUAAUUCUGAGAGGAGUUAUGGGGGAAUAAUUCCCAACACUUCAUUUUGUGCAGGUGAUGAAGAUGGAGCUUUUGAUACUUGCAGGGGUGACAGUGGGGGACCAUUAAUGUGCUACUUACCAGAAUAUAAAAGAUUUUUUGUAAUGGGAAUUACCAGUUACGGACAUGGCUGUGGCCGAAGAGGUUUUCCUGGUGUCUAUAUUGGGCCAUCCUUCUACCAAAAGUGGCUGACAGAGCAUUUCUUUCAUGCAAGCACUCAAGGCAUACUUACUAUAAAUAUUUUACGUGGCCAGAUCCUCAUAGCUUUAUGUUUUAUCAUCUUACUAGCAACAACAUAAAGAAAUUCUGAAGGCUUUCAUAUCUUUA